CUUAUUUAUUUUUGAAAAGUGAACGCAUUCGGAAUCUAAAACUGUUUUGUUGAAUCAGUGAAAAAGUGGGUUUUAUUUUCUAAUUCAUUGAAAUUUAAUUAGCGAAUUAAAGUUUUAAUGGCGUCGUUUUCGGAAAUUGAAAAUUCGGAAGAAAACGUUGCAAGUCGUUUCUGCAUGGUUACGGGCGCAACUCUAGAAGAGGCAACCCAUUUCCUCGAUGCAUGUGGAAAUAACCUGGAAGCGGCCGUUGGAAUGUACCUGGAUGGCGGUCAACCGGCACCCAGAACUUUUUCCAACGGUGGCAACUAUGCUCGACCGCCCAUUCACAGCAACCACAACGACGACUCGGAAAAUGUCAAUGGCAAUAACAGAAGCAGCUUGAAUGGAGAUGAUGAGGUGAGGGCUCCGAUUCCAGCAAGGAGCGAGACUUUGGUUGACGAGGAGGACAAUAUAGCAUAUUUAUCAGCUUCUCGAAUGGACAGAAGACGACUGGCCUCAUCAGUUUUUGACCCGAUGAGAAAUUUUUCCGAGGAGUCACUCAUUGAAAUGUUUGAAGGGCACCACGUGGAAGAACCCGCCCAUCCGACGAUACCUGAAUCACAAGAGAACUGGGAUGCCAUACCGGGACCAUCGUCUUACCAGAACAGGAGGCAGACACUCGACGAACUCUUCAGACCUCCUCUUGAUCUCAUCUUCAAGGGAACAUUCACUGCUGCAAAAGAGCGAGGAGUGAGUGAGAACAAGUGGCUGCUGGUGAACGUGCACAACGUCAGGGAGUUUCCGUGCCAGGUGCUCAACAGAGAUGUUUGGAGUUCGGUCGAUGUGAAGGACAUUGUUAAGAACAACUUCAUCUUCUGGCAGGUGUAUUCUGAUGGCUUGGAGGGCAUGAAGUACAUGCAGUUCUACAGGGUCCUCGACUGGCCUUACCUCGCAUUCCUUGACCCUAGGACAGGGGAGUUGCUCUUCCAAUGCAACCAGGUCGAUGCCUCUACGUUCAUUAGUCAUGCGAACGAGUUCCUAGAGAUCCACAACCACCCAUGCGACGAUUCACCACCAGCCAAGAAGAGCAAAAAGAGUGACAGCCUAAUCGACGCCAGCGAGGACAGCCAGAUGAGGGCAGCCAUUGAAGCGUCCAUACGAUACAACAAAUCGACGACGAUGACACCUACUCCUACCAGACCUGCCAAACGACACGUCGUUGAGUUCGAUUCCGACAGCAGUGACGACGAUGAAGAUAGUGAUGAAGACGGCUACAUAGAUUCAGAGCCGGCGAGCAACAAACCUGCUAACAGGCAAUCCUUAUCCACUUCUUCAAUCUCGUCACCAACGCAAGCUACCUCAUUCUCCGCAUCGUCUCCGCUGUCCCCUUCGACCAGUUCUGCCUCUGCACCGAAGGACAUUCCGUGGAAUGCAUGCUGCCAGCAGGAGCCAGACGUCGAUGUGGCGGCCACAGCUGAACAGAUUUCACAUCAACAGUUCCUGGGAUUGCCUAGUGAUCCGGUCAGCUCCUUGAUAGUGAGGCUCCCAGAUGGCGAUCGCAAACAAAUCAAAUGGCCGUGCACAUCCAAGAUACAGGCCUUGCUGUCCUACAUAUCCGAACACGGCUACAACAUUGAGGAUCACGAAAUCGUCACCAACUUCCCGAAACGAGUCGUUGAUGUGUCCGACCCCCGUCAGCGAACUCUCAAGGAAGCCGGUCUCUUUCCUAUGGAAACUGUUUUUGUACAGGAGAAAUAAUGAUGGGGACAGUGUGUGUGUAUGUGUGUGUGUGUGUUGUGUGCAAUGGGUGACUUAAACAGCUGUCGUAUUAGGAAGGAUUUGUUUUUCUGUAAAUGUCUAGUGAUUCUGACUUUUUCCGUGUUCAGUCCAGAGUAGGAAAUUGUCGGCAGACGGUGUAACAUCUAUCAAAAACAUUGCGCGUUUCAGAUGUUUCUACCUAACGCUGAGUUCUGUCUAUUGUCUGUCUAUUGUCGCAUCGUAUUGUAGGCUAUUUAUUAUUCAUUUCACAGGUACAUGUAUGUAAGCUGUUGUACAUUGGUUUCGUGCCGUUCUUCCGUUACGUGUGUAUGUAGCGUGUGUUGAUUUGUCAUCGUUUGUAAUAAAUGUAAAUUAUUUUUGAUUAUUAUAUUUGCGAACCGAAUUUAUUUAAUAAAUAUUGAAUGCUCUGUGUAUAUUGUCUAUUGCGAGCGUCUUUAUACACUCGUUCUACAAUAGCACGUUCAUCGUUCCUUAACAACUUUUUCCACCACAUUCACACCGUUUUGAUUUUAAUUUUAUAAAAAUAAUAAAAUCUAUUUUUCUGUUAA
Helobdella robusta is the source of this 2306-nucleotide messenger RNA. RefSeq lists its product as hypothetical. Gene Ontology annotation, molecular function: ubiquitin binding. The record is from RefSeq and is a predicted model, not a curated record. NCBI's taxonomy places the organism in Eukaryota, Metazoa, Annelida, Clitellata, Rhynchobdellida, Glossiphoniidae. The transcript has 13 exons. Gene Ontology annotation, cellular component: nucleus. Gene Ontology annotation, biological process: proteasome-mediated ubiquitin-dependent protein catabolic process. Bases 118 to 1737 code for a protein of 539 amino acids.